UUCGAGAGAAAGAAAGACUGCUGCUAUCCAUUUCCAAGUCGAACAAAACCCUCUCUCUCUCGAAUUAAGCAUUCGUUGGAAAUCUUUUCAAGUUUCUUGUAGAAAAACCCUAGCUCUAUUCUUCAGCGUUUAGGGUUAUCUAGAAUGGCAGCUCGAACCCUUUCCCUUCUUCUACCGGCUUCAUAUGCCUUCUCGCCAUCCGGCUCUCGAAGAACCGGCCGGCCCGGUUGUCUACCUCUGCAGUCGAGCGUCAAAUCGGGCGGUUUAGCAAGCUCGCUGCUCUGUGAUGUCGCUUUCCUCAGAUCCAGGAAUCAAACGGCUCGAAUUCAUCGGCCAGUUACUAAGGCCUCCAUUUUCUUCAUGCUCCCGACUGCGAAACCAGACAGGGCUCCUGCUGACAAGCUUCCCAAAUGGUCUGCAAGGGCGAUAAAGGCUUUUGGCAUGGCCGAAUUAGAAGCGAGGAAGUUGAAGUACUCAACAACGGGGACUGAAGCUCUUCUCAUGGGCAUCUUGGUUGAGGGAACCAGUGUUGGAUCUAAGUUUUUACGUGCUAAUGGAAUUACUCUUUUCAAAGUACGAGAGGAAAUUGUCAAGUUACUUGGAAAAUCAGACAUGUACUAUUUCAGUCCUGAGCAUCCACCAUUGACUGAACCAGCUCAAAGGGCACUCGAUUGGGCUGUUGAUGAGAAAAUGAAAUCAGGUGAAGGUGGGGAAGUGACUACAACCCAUUUGCUCCUAGGCAUUUGGUCAGAGAGAGAUUCAGCUGGUCACAAGAUAAUGGCUUCAUUUGGUUUCGAUGAUGAGAAAGCUAAAGAGCUGGCCAAGUCUAUGAAUGGCGAUGCUGUUCUGUCCUACAGGUAGAGACCAAAAGGUUUCAAAAUGCAGUUGUUUGAUUGCCUUGAAGAAGAACUUCUGCAGCCACUUCCUGAAUGAGUUUGCAAAAUUUGUUUGCGUUCUCUUUUCUUUUCUUUUCAUUUUUUUCUUCCACCAGAGGGCGCUUGUGCUCAACAGGAGACUUCGAAUUUUGCUAACCUUCUUUUCAAGGCAUCCAAGCAGAGUGAAGGAAAAAAAAAAGAAGGAUCCAAUCCCAUCUGUGUCCAUCUCUUUGUUUAUGUUUGAUGGGUAAGCCAAACAUUGUAUCGAGAGGGGUAUUCAAUACAAUAGCUGCAUUCAUUAGCCACAACAAGAAAAAACUCAUAUAAUCAGUAUGAAAUUGAGAAUAGCCACAUUAUCUUCUA
Messenger RNA from Magnolia sinica, 1238 nucleotides. RefSeq names its product ATP-dependent Clp protease ATP-binding subunit CLPT1, chloroplastic-like. The coding region runs from base 145 to 861 and encodes 238 amino acids. The transcript is spliced from 6 exons. The record is from RefSeq and is a predicted model, not a curated record. Lineage: Eukaryota; Viridiplantae; Streptophyta; Magnoliopsida; Magnoliales; Magnoliaceae.